Molecule: messenger RNA, 1053 nt
Organism: Mesorhabditis belari
Lineage: Eukaryota; Metazoa; Nematoda; Chromadorea; Rhabditida; Rhabditidae
Source: the annotation of a GenBank genome assembly
AUGCCAGUCGGGGGACGAUUGAGGCGUUAUGUUGAAGGCUUGCUUCUUUCGAUUCUCGGAUUCGUUGUCGUUUUCUCAUUUCUUUCACCACUUCGCGGCACAUCGUUGUCUGAGACGAGACGCAUGCAAACAGAAUAUAAUAAAGGGAUUGCGGCCGGGAGGAAUCUCGAAUCGGCCUCUGUCGUCGAAGCCCCACCGUGGCCCAAAGUGUUCUGCAUGAUCAAUACGAUACCGAAAAAUCACAACACCCGUGUGGUGGCUGUACAAGAUACUUGGGCAAAUCACUGCGAUCAGCACGUUUUCACUACAACAGCUCCACCACCGCCGACAACUAAGAAGAAGACCCGCGCUGAGAGGAAAGAUCCCAAAGAGAAAGUGCCCCCGUUUUGGGUUUUCGAUUUUAGCUCACCAGCCAACAAGUCGAUCCCAAACGACAGCCGCGAGUGGUUAUGGGAUCGUUUGCGAGCUGCGUUCAAGAAAGUUCACCAGGAGAAAUUGGGUGACUUUGAUUGGUUUUUCAAAGCUGAUGACGACACUUUCGCCAUCAUGGAGAAUAUGAAGGAAUUCUUGGCAAAGUUGGACCCAAAUCAUCCAUAUUUUGUGAUCUCAAGGCAUUGGCUAUUGGAAAAGGGAAGAGAUCCGAAUCAGAUUUACGGUAGCGGUGGUGCCGGCUAUAUUCUUUCAAGAGAGGCUGUGAAGAGAUUCAUCAGCAUCAUGCCAAACGCGACAGAGUGUCGAACGACGAGCUAUAAGCAUGAGGACACUGAGAUCGGCGAAUGCCUUCGAAAUGCGAACGUCACUUUCGUUGACGCGGUCGAUGGGUCGAAUCGGCACAGUAUGCUUCCAAUUGACAUUGCCGAUUUGUUGACCCCAUUUGUGAACGGGCCCAACCUGCAAUGGGCACAAGAGACAUCAAUCAUUCCUCUUGAUAAGGGUGACUCUUGCUGUUCUCCCGGUAUGAUCACGACUCACUACGUGAAACCGCAAGAGAUGUACGCUUAUUAUUUUCUCACCUAUAAAUUAAAAAUCGCAAAGAAUCCGGCGACUGGUCAC